Oppiella nova is the source of this 634-nucleotide messenger RNA. Lineage: Eukaryota; Metazoa; Arthropoda; Arachnida; Sarcoptiformes; Oppiidae. The record is from the annotation of a GenBank genome assembly.
CGUAUGGCUGAGCCCUGAUUGGCUGCCACUGCAGACGAUAGCCUACCAUAAGAGCGAUUGAGCGCUGAAUACACUGUUAUCUCUGUUAUACAUGUUAUACACGCUAUUCGUGUUGUGUUUACAUUGAGUGCACACUUACCGGUCGUCUGUUUGCCAAACAAACUGUUAACGAGUUUUUGAAUGAAGUGUUCAAUUUAAUCGCUAUUUACGGACAAACUUAAGAUCUGAUUGACGCGCAAUGUCUGAAGGCGAGAGUGUAGGAGCGGGCCGUUCGCGAGGUCGAGCCCGUGGCAGGCCGACAGCAGUGGCAGAUCAGCCCCCGCCCGGCGAAGGGGGCGACGGUGGCAAUGGGGGUAACGGCGGUAAUGGAGGUAAUGGCGAUAACGGCGGAUCGGUGAGAGGUCGCGCGGGCUACCGGGGCGCUCAAACCCUGCGCACAAUCCCUCCCAGCGUGAAGGCAGUGCACGGCGAGGGCGGCCAAGCCGUCAAAGUGGUGGCCAACUAUUUCCGACUCCAGACCCCCAAGGAUGCCGUGAUAUACGACUAUCACGUGACGUUUGAGCCGCAAGUGGAGGCCCGUGUGAUGCGGAAGGCGAUGCUCUUCAGCCAUAAGGAGUCCUUCGGCAAUGUGUUG